This is a messenger RNA of Ipomoea nil (Japanese morning glory), 1268 nucleotides long. Its product is annotated as cyclin-dependent kinase inhibitor 7-like. Gene Ontology annotation, biological process: negative regulation of cyclin-dependent protein serine/threonine kinase activity. The transcript has 4 exons. Gene Ontology annotation, molecular function: cyclin-dependent protein serine/threonine kinase inhibitor activity. The record is from RefSeq and is a predicted model, not a curated record. Bases 307 to 909 code for a protein of 200 amino acids. Gene Ontology annotation, cellular component: nucleus. Lineage: Eukaryota; Viridiplantae; Streptophyta; Magnoliopsida; Solanales; Convolvulaceae.
GCAUUCCCAUGUGCCUAUGUCACCGUAACGGAGCAUGGACCACAUCUCACUCCACCCCCAGAAUAGGAACUGCUCCGAUCCAAAACACUAACGGCCUCUCUUAAUCUCCGCCCUCCGAUCACACUUUCUCUGUAAUUAGAAAUUACAUUCCCGUUUUCCUCAGAUCAUUCCCCCUGGCCUUAAGCUCACGAUGUUCUUCUCACCUUCACUUUUCACUCAUUAACUGCAUGUGUAUGUGUAUAUAUAUAUAUACGUGUGUGUCAGUAUGUAUCCACGAACAUAGCUAGACGACUCUAGAGAUCAGAGAUGAAAGAGUACCUGAGAAGACCUGAGGGAAUGGGGGAGACGGGCGGGAAUCGAGCUGGUUUGAAGUCGAGAGCUCCGGAGGUUUCGCUCUGCUGCUCGUCGAGCAAACGAAGGAAGGUCAGUUCUCAAUGCGGUAAUGAUGGAGCUCGAGAUGAGGUUGCGUCGUCGGAUAAUUCGGUUUCUCCGGCGGUUGUUUGUGAAGCUGUAACGUCGAAAUGUUCGAGUUGCGAAUCAAGCGAGUCCGUUAAGGAGGAUUUGAGAAACAUAGAUCUGAAGGCGAAGGAUUAUGAAGAGUUCGUAGCUGACAAUUCAGGUUCUAUGAACAACGGAAUGAGUGAGACGCCUCCAUCAAGCGAGCUUUGCGGAGAUUCAAUAGCAGAAAUGGAGUCCUCAUCAUCGACCGCCAAAAAGAAGUCACCGGAGGCGGAUUCUCGUCGGAAACCUGCAGAUGCCGCGAAGACGCCAUCAGCUGCGGAGAUCGAGGAGUUCUUCUCCGCGACGGAAAAGUACGUGCAAAAAAGAUUCGCGGAAAAGUACAACUACGAUAUUGUGAAGGAUGUGCCAUUGGAGGGGCGCUACCAGUGGGUUCGUUUGAAGCCAUAAAACCAAGUCUGGAAAAUUUGUGAUGAUGAGGCUGGGAUUGAUGUCAGUCUAAACGAUAACACGAUCCGCAUUGCUCUCCAUCUUUACCUUUCGUCUCAGAUAGUCACAGACCCACCUAAUAAUAGAACGAACCACUCAAAUAAUACAUGGUACGGUCACACUAUAAUUGUUUGUUUUUCUUUUUUCCCCUUUUAUUUACGCGCUGCUUUGCCUGAAUUAUAAUAAGCUGCCAAGCUAGAUUAUGUAAUGCAUGUGUACAUGCAUUAUUCCAACUCUAUCCCACUUUUACGCAAGCAAGUCUGUUGCGUAGAUCUGAGCCUAUAAAUCAUAUUGAGAUUUAAGAAGCUUCUACUACUGAU